Molecule: messenger RNA, 3737 nt
Organism: Nerophis ophidion (straightnose pipefish)
Lineage: Eukaryota; Metazoa; Chordata; Actinopteri; Syngnathiformes; Syngnathidae
Product: gastrula zinc finger protein XlCGF57.1-like
Exons: 2
Coding region: 191-1756 (521 amino acids)
Biological process (GO): central nervous system development; regulation of transcription by RNA polymerase II
Cellular component (GO): nucleus
Molecular function (GO): RNA polymerase II cis-regulatory region sequence-specific DNA binding; DNA-binding transcription activator activity, RNA polymerase II-specific
Source: RefSeq, a predicted model, not a curated record
UUGAAGCCAAGCAAAAAGACGAGGACCGCAUGCUAUGGUUGUUCGGAGACUUUUUGAAGUCACGAUCUUAAAGUCAUAUGAUUCACAGCAAAUAUAGCAACAAAUAUCUCGAUUCGUAUUUUCCAAAGCCGCGAAACGUGCAUUGAGUUUGGAGCGAUAUCUGAAGUGAAGAUUGAAGACGUGAUAGAAGAUGGACGACUACUGCUAUGCUAAGAUGGCGACGUCAUGUCAAAGAGAACAUUCCAGCACAAGACUAACGGAGAUAAAGACGAAAGAUGAAGACGUCCAGCAGCUGAUGGGUAAUCCAGAAGAAGUUUCCCCUCAGUCAGGGGGGAGCUCCACUUUGAAGCAGGAGACUCCACAACCACCCUGCAUUAAAAAGGAAGAGGAGGAACUCUGCAUCACUCAGGAGGGAGAGUGUCUUCUAGGACGAGAGGAAGCUGAUUACACCAAGUUGCAACUGACUGUUGUCUCUGUGAAGACUGAAGAUGAUGAAGAGAAACCACAAGUAGACAACCUCUUAGCUCCACUAUCAGAUAGUGAGGCUGAAGACGAGGUUGAAGAACCUUUGAGCAGCGAUACAGACUGUGAAGGUGAUAUGAGGACUCACACUGACAACAAACACUCUGAAUGCUCCUCAAAGAAGAGAGGUAAAACAUGUUUGAGCUGCUCAGUUUGUACUGAAAGUUUUGCUAAAAAGAGACAUUUUACUCAACACAUGAGAACACACGCAGGAAAAAAAACAUUUAACUGUUCAAUCUGUGGCAAAAGCUUUUCUAAAAGUAGCCAAUUGACUCAACACAUGAGAACACACACAGGAGUAAAACCGUUUAAGUGUUCAGUUUGUGGCAAAAGCUUUUCUCAAAAUAGCUCUUUGACUCAACACAUGAGAACACACACAGGAGAAAAAACAUUCAUUUGUUCAGUUUGUGACGAGAGCUAUUCCCGAAAUACCUCUUUGACUCAACAUAUGAGAACGCACACAGGUGAAAAACCAUUCAAUUGUUUAGUUUGUGGUAACAGCUUCUCUCAAAAUAGCUCCUUGAAGCGACACAUGAGAACACACACACGAGAAAAACCCUCUAAUUGUUCAGUUUGUGGCGAUAGCUUUUCUCAAAAAAGCCAUUUAACUCGACACAUGAGAACACACACAGGAGAAAAACCAUUUAAGUGUUCAGUUUGUGGCAAAAGCUUUUCUCAAAAUACCAAUUUGACUAAACACAUGAGAACACACACAGGUGAAAAAACAUUCAUUUGUUCAGUUUGUGACGAAAGCUUUUCCCGAAAUACUGAUUUGACUCAACAUCUGAGAACACACACAGGUGAAGAAUCAUUUAAUUGUUCAGUCUGUGGCGAUAGCUUUUCUCAAAAAAGCCAUGUUACCCGACACAUGAGAACACACACAGGAGAAAAACCAUUUAAGUGUUCAGGUUGUGGCAAAAGCUUUUCUCAAAAUAGCUCUUUGACUCAACACAUGAGAAUGCACACAGGAGAAAAGCCAUUUAUUUGUUCAGUUUGUGACGAAAGCUUUUCCCGAAAUUCCUAUUUGACUCAACAUAUGAGAACACACACAGGUGAAAAACCAUACAAGUGUUCAGUUUGUGGCAAAAACUUUUGUCGAAAUAUCCAUUUGACUGUACAUAUGAGAACACACACAGGUGAAAAACCAUACAAGUGUUCAGUUUGUGGCAAAAGCUUUUCUGUGAAGAGAAUAUUGACUCGACACAUGAGAACACACUGGACUAAGACCAUUUAAUUGUUUAGUUUGUGGCAAAAGCUUUCCUGUAAACAGCUCUCUGUGUCGACACACAACAACACACGCUGUAGAAAAACAUUUUAGUUUUUUCAGUGUGCCGUAAAAAGUUCCCACAUAAUGCAGACCCAGCAAAAAACAUAAGAACACUAAGGGAAAAUAAGCAAUUAGCUGUUUAGUUUGUGGUAUGUUGCUCAUAUGUGGCGACAUCCACCCUACCCAGGACCUCCUCACUGCUUCUUUCACAAAUAUCUGAGGUAUUCAUACAAACUUGGAUUAUUUGAAGUAUAAUCUUAUCCACUCAUGUCCCCAUGUCUUCUCUGUAUCUGAAACCUUCCUAAACAGUAAGAUAAAUGAUGCUUCAAGUGCUUGGUUACUCUUUCAGUUUAGAGACCCGGACUAAAGUGUAAAGUUUGUGCACGCUCAAAAACCUGCGCUACACCCUUUAUCACUGCAAAUUUGAGACGUGAAAAUGUGCACUGCUUCACGGCAGCUGCAUAGCUCUCAUACGCACACUUCUACAGGCUGUGGAUACUUAAUGGGGAACAUUAUCACAAUUUCUGAAGGGUUAAUUCCAAUAAUUAUCAGUUCCCUGUGGCUUAUUUUAUUUUUUUUAUGUUUUUCCAAAAUUUUACCCAUCCUGGUAUAUCCCUAAAAAAAUCUUUAAAGUGCCUGAUUUUCAUUAUCUGUGAAGCCAUCGUCCAUUUUCCUGUGACGUCAUCCAGUGAUGCCAGUACGGAUAGCACAGCAAGAUAUAGCGACAUUAGCUCGGAUUCAAGCUCGGAUUCAAACUCGGAUUUCAGCGGCUUAAGCGAUUCAACAGAUUACGCAUGAAUUGAAACGGAUGGUUGGAGUAUGGAGGCAGAUAGCGAAAAGGAAAUUGAAGAAGAAAUUGAAGCUAUUGAGCGAAUAGCUAUUGACGCUAUUCGGCCAUGUUUGCCUUAGCAUCGCCGGUAAAAUGUGCAGACCAACGAUCGGAAGAUGCGCAUCUUGUGAAACUGGCUCAACUUAAAUCCGGCGAUUGUCAAGUGUUUGUUUGGCAUUAAAUGUGGAUGUAAAUAUAGUUUCAAAUGUACAUACAGCUAGCCUAAAUAGCAUGUUAGCAUUGAUUAGCUGGCAGUCACGCCGCGACCAAAUAUGUCUGAUUAGCACAUAAGUCAACAACAUCAACAAAACUCACCUUUGUGAUUUAGUUGACUAUCGUUGGAAAUGCAUCUGCAGGUUAUCCAUACAUCUCUGUGCCAUGUCUGCUUUAGCAUCGCCAGUAAAAUGUGAAGACACUCCGGCACAUUCAAUGGGGGUCUGGCGGCAGAUUUCUUUGACUUUAUCGUUGAAAAUGCAUCUGCUUUGAGUGUCGCAGGACAUCCACACAAUCUUGCCAUCUCUGUGGUAGCAUAGCUUUUGUCGGUAAAGUGUGCGGAACAAACGACUGACCAUUUCGUUGGCUUUCCCCACACCCUCUCAUUUUGAACACAUUUCGUCCAAUUUCUUGCCACUUUCGCAUCUUCGGGCCAGUGGUGCAACUUGAAUCCCUCCCUGUUAGUGUUGUUACACCCUCCGACAACACACCGACGAGGCAUGAUGUCUCCAAGGUUCCAAAAAAUAGUCGAAAAAAACGGAAAUUAACAGAUUUGAGAGCCGGUGUUUGUAAUGUGUUUGAGAAAAUGGCGGCUUUAUUACCGAGGUGACGUCAUGUUCUGACGUCAUCGCUCCCAGAGCGAUAAACAGAAAGGCGUUUAAUUCGCCAAAAUUCACCCAUUAAGAGUUCGGUAAUCGGUUAAAAAAAUAUAUGGUCUUUUUUCUGCACCAUCAAGGUAUAUAUUGACGCUUACAUAGGUCUGCUGAUAAUGUUCCCCUUUAAGUGAUGCUGGGUAACUGUUCGCAUAAAAAAAAUGUCAACUUUUACUCCUCAAACUGAUUGAUGUGCAAAUCAGAGACAUAUGAACAAUCAUAGUUGGUGAAAAUAAAUAAACACAAUGCUUAA